Messenger RNA from Symbiodinium sp. CCMP2456, 552 nucleotides. The record is from the annotation of a GenBank genome assembly. NCBI's taxonomy places the organism in Eukaryota, Dinophyceae, Suessiales, Symbiodiniaceae.
AUGACGAAGCCAGCCGCGGUCGAGAAGGCACCAGGCAACCCCCACUACCGGGGCACCGAGCUCUGCAGCUUCUUCUUGAAAGGGAUGUGCCGCCAUGGUACGAAGUGCAACUUCGCUCACAGCAUCAACGAUCUCAAGGAGAAGCCCGACUUCUCUAAGACCCGCUUGUGCACCAACUACUUCAAGACGAAGUCGUGUCCCUAUGGCAUGCGCUGCAGCUUCGCCCACAGCAAAGACGAGAUGCGUUCGGCGGCGCGUUCGCGCGCCGCCCGUGAGAAGGUGAUAAUCGACCUCCCAGAGGAGCCUGGAAUCAAGACGCGAGAGACUCGUGAGGAGUCGACGACGUCACUUGUCGCUUCGCAGAGGCUUGGGUCCCACGACACCCCGGUGCUGCAGGAGCCGAUUUACAUCGCGAGUGGCGAGGACCUUUUGCGCCGUCCCGAUGUUGACUUGGCGCAAGACCUGGCGUCGAUCCCGUGGCUCCGCUAUGGGAGUGGCUCCUCCGCGACUCCACCGACCUCCUCGACUCCGCCUGCCUCGAUGACACCACAG